AUGUCCUCCUCUCUGCUCUCCUCGGCGUCGGCGUCGAGCUCGUCGCGCUCGAUUGCCUCGACGGCGCCCAGCACGCCGCACUGGCGCUCGCCCAAGAUGCACUCCAGCGGGCCGUCCAAGUCGGCCUCGACGUCGCCGCGCCACCUCACGGCCGCGACAUUCCAGCCGCCGACGUCGCUCGACACGCUCGAGUUCGAGCCGCAGCAGCUGCCGCGCCGCAGCCGUCGCAUCAGCGCAGACAUCGACGCACGGUCUGCCGCCGCUAGAGAUGCGCAGGCACACCGACGCAGCGCCGUCUCGUCGGGCCGCAGCACGCCGGGCGAGUACGAGCAUCCUCCCCAAUUGCACUCGGGCGAGCACGAGGCACCUCGACGCAGCCAGGCGUCCACGCGCCGCAGCAACGGCGUGCGGCCGCUGAGCAUGAGUGCCGCGCCCAACUCGGCCGCGCCGUAUGCCAUCACCGAGCAGUGGUGGGAGCACGUCCUGCCUCCAGGUCAACUCGCUGAGCGUCUGCGUCGCGCACAAGCCGCGGCUGCCGUACCAGCGUCGGCGAGCGCCAACGAUGUCUCGGCCAUACGCGAGUACGGCCACGGCACCGCAGCGCCCAGCACUGCAGACCGGGCUUCGCGACUGGCAGCCGGCAGCCUCGGACGCUCGUCGCCGGCGCAAAGUACGAGCAACGCCAGCAAGCUUGCUCGGCCAGCCAGCCACCAAGGCACGCUCUCCUCGACUGCAGCACCGCGCCGCAGUGCGCUCCGCGCCACGCCGUCCAACAGACAAUGCGAGCUCGAACGUUCGCACAGCGAGAACUCUCAAUCGAGCGACGGCAGCGCAGGCGCCGACGCUGAGAAGCGCCACUCGCCGGAGUUCAACGGCGGCCACUGGAGCGGCGACGGCAAGACGUCGCCUGGCGGCACGGUGCGGGCGCCGCACGCUGCCGGACACUACCCGGCCAGCUCCUUCUCGCGCAGCACGAGCGUGCGUCGUUCACGCGUCAUGAGCGAGGACGGCAUCGGCCUCGGCUUCGGCGUUUCGCACUCCAACGGCAGCAUCGGCAGCUGGGAGCACGCAGCGCCUGGCUUCAAGCCCUUUCCGACCUCGACGGGCGGCCGUGUGUCGCCGGCGUUCUACUACUCCUCGACGCCCGACUUCAGCUCCGAGGACGACCAGCCGCCUGCCUCCAGCCGCUCGCGGCCGCCGCGCGUCAGCACCACGACGCGGACCACGCGCAUCACUCGCACCACAAGCACGACCAGCAUCACCAGCAUGAGCGGUGCGGAGGCGGCCUCUCACGAUGCUUCGCACCGCGAGCAGCGCCGCGUCAGCUUCAGUCACGACGCCAAGCCAGACACGUCGGCCAGCGGCAGCCGCCGCGGCUCGGUGCAAGGCUCCACGCCGGGCGUGCGCAAAGGGCCGUCGGGCACUGCGACGCCGGUCGCCGGCAACGCACACCUGCCGUUCCCGUCGUCGGCGUCGACAAGUCAGCGUGCAUCUCGCAACGAGGCGGCCUUCGACCAGCUGCCCACGCUGCGGACUUGGCAGCCGGCGCACGACACGAGCGCCAGCCGCGACAUGUUCCCCGGCCGCGGCGGCUUCUCGCGCCGCGUGCCUAGUCACUCUGCGCCCACGAGCCCGCGGCAGUCGAUUCACCUUCAGGACCACGAGCGUCCGCGCUUCGAGGGCUUUGGUGUGCGCCACCGCAACGGCUUUGCGGCGGGCGAGAGCAUCGACGAGACGCAGCACCUGCCCGACCUGGCGCUGCUCAACUCGCUCAACCACGCGCACACGCAGCUCGCCGGCGCCGGCAACCUGGCGAUGGCGCUUACGCGGCAGCUCUCGGCGCCGCUGCGUCCGGUCAUGCACGUCGCGCUCUUCCUCAGCAUCUCGAGCAUCACACUCGUCACGCUCGUCGGCUGCCUCAUCGCCUCGUACGUGCUCAGCGUCUGGGACGAUGUUGGCCUGCGUGGCCGCCGCGUCGGCGCUGCAGCGGGACAGGCGCGCCGCAACAUCGAAGGCGGCCUGACGUGGGGUCGCCGCAUGCUCGGCGCGCCCGGCGGCAAGGAGCCGAGCGCGGGCAAGCGCCAGCGCAUCUCUCUCCUCGCGCCGAUCUACUACACCAUCGCUGUGCCCGGCGUGCUGGCGCAGAAGCUCGCGCCCUCGGCGCUGGCAGAGCGGCUCGGCGUCGAGGUGGCCGACAUGCCGGCGCCGCGCUCGCGCCGUGGCAGCAGCGCCGUGGGCAGCGACACAUCGUCCCGUCGCGACUCGGGCAGCACCGAGGCUGGCGAGCCGGCCGCCGACGGCUCGCCCAAGCUCGGUCCCUCGUCGCGGCCCGGCUCGCCGAGCAGCCACCCGAUGCCGCCGCGCCCGCCGCUCUCGCACCUGCUGCCAUCGAUCUUCUUCACCCUCGUCAUCGCCCUCUUCGCCGGGCUCGCCUCAUACCUCACGACGCGCCGCGGAGGAUCCGCUCGCGACGGCAUCUCGACGCCGCCGGUCGCGCCGAUGUCUUCGCGCCGCCCUCGCGCACCCGUCAGCGGGAGCGCCAGCUCGCGCCGUCCAUACACUGUGCACGACGAGAGUCCGCCGCGCUGCUGCUGA
This is a messenger RNA of Tilletiopsis washingtonensis, 2595 nucleotides long. RefSeq lists its product as hypothetical. NCBI's taxonomy places the organism in Eukaryota, Fungi, Basidiomycota, Exobasidiomycetes, Entylomatales. The record is from RefSeq and is a predicted model, not a curated record. The coding region runs from base 1 to 2595 and encodes 864 amino acids. The transcript has a single exon.